GUAGGCACCAUGUGAGAGUGCAACAGGCUGGUCCCCUACCCCUGCAGCCUGCUGCUGCGGGCGAACAGGGCUAGGAGGGGGGAUCCCUGGGAUGCAACCAGCCUCUUGCAAAGUAGCGGGACCAACGGAGAGCCGCUCCUCCGGGCCAGGAGCUGCUGUGGUGGCUGCGAGACCGCUCGCUGCAGCAGGUUCUGAAUACCCUCCGGACAAUUAUCAUGGUUAGAUGAAGAUAACAGCUAUUUGUGCACUUAAGGACAGUCCUGGAAAUAGCUGUGCAUUUCAUUUCAACAGAAAAGAGUAAGAUGGUCAGAAAUCAAGAAUGAGGAUGAACACAGCAGUAUCUCAGAAGGGCGAAAGAACCAUAAGUACAGCUGAGAACAAGAAGAGAAGCUGCAGUGGGAGUAGGACAGUGCCAAAUACUGUCCAAGAUUAGCAUUGAGCCGAGAGUUUGUUACAGGUUUGCUUCAUGGAAUUAGGGAUUUUUUUCCACCCUGUCUUAGUGGCUAAUGCAAUUUUUACCACACGAAAGAGUUAUGAGAGCCUGCAGUUCCUCACAAUUCCUUUCCACGCUACACAUCAGAGUUAAACAAGACCCUACUGCCUUUCUGAUUGCACAGGAGAAUUUAUUGUGACCUUUAGCCGCUCUCUAAUUUUACAUUUUAAAGGCUGGCUUUACUCAUGCUAGUCUCACAGAAAAGCAGCGUUGUCAAAGUGAAGCAAACAAUCACUAACCACACUUCCUGGAGCUGCAACUUAAACUGUGUCUGCCCUUAACUUAACCCAGUUGGAAACCACAAUGACUCGCCCCCUACAUCAGUCGCUUCCCUACUUUCCCCAGGUCACAGGAGUUCUGGAGAAGUUUGACCAUAGCUCUUCCUUGGCCAACCGCAUGUCAAUCUACCAGGCAGCCAACAGGACAGCCUUCAACUGGACAGACAGCGGGAUUGUUGAGUGGGAGAAGUUUGCUGAGCUGGCCAAGUAUGAACCAGAGUCCCAGAAGCCCACAGUGAAAGCUCUUCUAAUCGUGGCAUACUCAGUUAUCAUCAUCAUAUCCCUGUUUGGCAACAUGCUGGUCUGCCACGUGGUGAUGAAGAACAAGAGGACGCACUCAGCCACCAGUCUCUUCAUUGUCAACCUGGCAGUGUCCGAUAUCAUGAUCACUCUGCUCAACACUCCUUUCACUCUGGUUCGGUUUGUGAACAGCACGUGGGCCUUUGGAAAGGCCAUGUGUCAUAUCAGCCGCUUCGUGCAGUACUGCUCUCUUCAUGUCUCCACACUCACCCUGACAGCCAUAGCUCUGGACAGACAUCAGGUUAUUCUGAACCCGCUAAAGCAAAGGAUGUCGCUCACAAGAGGAAUGCUGAGCAUUUCUGUUAUCUGGCUGAUGGCAACCUGCUUCUCCCUGCCCCAUGCAAUCUAUCAGAAGCUUUUCCAGUACAACUACCGGGAAGCUACUGUCCGGAGUUUGUGUCUUCCUGAUUUUCCUGAGCCUGCAGAGCUGGUGUGGAAAUACUUGGACCUUUCCACCUUCCUCCUCCUCUACCUCUUGCCCCUUUUGAUCAUCACCAUCACCUACACAAGCCUGGCCAAGAAGCUGUGGCUGCGCAAUGCCAUUGGGGACAUCACCAAGCAGCAAUACAUCAUUCACCACAAGAACAAGAAGAAGAGCAUCAAGAUGCUGGUGUUGGUUGUGGUGGUCUUUGCUGUCUGCUGGUUCCCACUCAACUGUUAUGUAGUGCUCAUCUCCAGCCUUGGCAUCAAGACCAAAAACUCCAUCUACUUUGCUCUGCACUGGUUUGCCAUGAGCAGCACUUGCUAUAACCCCUUCAUCUACUGCUGGCUGAACGAGAGCUUCCGCUCAGAGCUCAAGUCUUUACUCAGCAUGUGCCAGAAGGUGCCUCAAACACAGGACAACGUGUUGCCCGCUGCGAUCAUGGCCUAUCGAGAGGCAUGGAUCGAGCAAGCCAGGUACAAGCAGAGGCCUUCCUCACAGAGCAUUCGCUCCACCACAAAUGUGCAGACAGUCAACACAGAUUUGUGAGUUGGAGAGUCAAGGAUGAAUGAAUUUUGCAUCUCUUGUGGGAAGUGCCAUGUCAAGCAACACUCAAAAGGAAGCACAGGAGAGAUCAAAGAGCAGAAUUACAUUUUUGAUCACGGGGUUUGGAGAGGAGGGAAGAGAAUCUAAAAAUAUACACCCAUUCGGAGGAGAAAUAAAUGGAAUAAAAAGAGAAAAGGAUUCCCUUCAAAAGUUCUCCUCACUUUGUUCCCUGAAUUUUUGGACCUUUUCACAAAUCACAAUGAAACUAUUUAGAACUUUAUAAAAAUGUUUGACAAGAGCUGUGCAGGAAACAGAUGUUUCUCCCUUUUAUUGUGACUUUCAACCUUCACAUUUCCAGUAAGGAUCUUGUGCUUAUCUGAGUUAUUGAUCUGUCCAGAUGUAACUUUUUAUUUUUUCAAACAAACCAGUGUUGGAGAUUAAAGCAUCAGGGUCCCGUCUGCUCUGUAGUGACAAAGUCCCCCACGGAAGAUGGAUUUCCUGCAUCUUGCUGCUGUCAUGACUGUGUGAUGUUUCCUAGUUACCUCUUGGUCACUUGUGCAUAACGACAUGGAGUUUCUGGCACAGUAAGAACCCAGCUGAUGUUCAAAGCUCCUGGAAAUGUUUCCUCAUCAUUAGUCUGGGAUUUUUAGUUAAUAAAAACAGAUAAUAAACUGUGUUCCUCGUUGGUCAAAUUGUGCAAGGAAAAUGGGCCUUAGAACAAAUAGAAAGUUUGUAUGUGUUAUGUGAAAUGAAUAAAAAGAUGUCACAUCCCG
Messenger RNA from Chelonia mydas (Green sea turtle), 2811 nucleotides. Its product is annotated as probable G-protein coupled receptor 83. The transcript is spliced from 6 exons. Gene Ontology annotation, molecular function: neuropeptide Y receptor activity. Bases 797 to 2041 code for a protein of 414 amino acids. The record is from RefSeq and is a predicted model, not a curated record. NCBI's taxonomy places the organism in Eukaryota, Metazoa, Chordata, Testudines, Cheloniidae. Gene Ontology annotation, cellular component: membrane. Gene Ontology annotation, biological process: neuropeptide signaling pathway.